AUGGCUUCUUCUUCCUCUUCUCGGGUCUCCCAGCUAGGCGUCAAGGCGGCGCUGCUGGCGGCCGUCUGCCUUGUCCUCCACGGCGGCGGGAGUAUGACGGCGGCGGAGCUGUGCGUGGGCUACUACGACGACACUUGCCCGGACGCGAUCUCGAUCGUGCAGGGAGUGCUGGAGGAGGCGCACCAGUCGGACCCGCGCAUCUUCGCCAGCCUCAUUCGCCUCCAUUUCCACGACUGCUUCGUGCAGGGCUGCGACGGCUCGGUGCUGUUGGACACCUUCGACGGGUUCGAGUCCGAGAAGGACGCGCGCCCCAACAAUGGUUCGGCGCGGGGCUUCCCCGUCGUUGACGCCGCCAAAGCCGCCCUCGAGGACGCCUGCCCCGGCGUUGUCUCCUGCGCCGACAUCCUUGCCAUCGCCGCCGAGAUCUCCGUCGAGCUGUCUGGAGGACCCGGGUGGAGCGUGUUGCUGGGGAGGCUGGACGGCCUCACCUCCAGCAAAGCCGACGCCGAGAAUCUGCCAGGCCCCUUCGACGGCCUGCCGGUCCUGCGAGCCAAGUUCCGGAAUGCCACACUUGACGAUACUACUGACCUUGUCGCCCUCUCAGGUGCCCACACUUUCGGCCGUGUGCAAUGCCAGUUCGUCACGGCCCGUCUGUAUAAUUUCAGCGGGACGAACCAGCCUGACCCGACCCUAAACCCCGCCUACCGGGCGUUCCUAUCACAGAGAUGCCCAAGGAACGGUGAUGGAUCAUCGCUAAAUGACCUUGAUCCAACGACACCCGACACCUUUGACAAUAACUACUACACGAACCUCGAAGUGAACCGUGGCUUCCUUCAAUCUGACCAAGAGCUCAAGUCAGACCCAGGCGCAUCGACAACAACGGCGCCGAUCGUCGAUAGGUUUGCCAGCAGCCAAGAUGCCUUCUUUAGGAGCUUCACACAGUCUAUGAUCAAGAUGGGGAACAUUAGGCCGGUGACGGAUCCAUCCCUGGGAGAAGUCCGAACCCAGUGUGCAUUUGUCAAUGACAGUUAGGGAGAAGACCACGUGGACAUGUACAAGUGUUGCAUGUGCCCUCGACAUAUGUAAUCAUGGAUGUAAGAAUAAACUUUUCUCUUACUGUCCAGUUCAACAAU
Messenger RNA from Lolium rigidum, 1133 nucleotides. Its product is annotated as peroxidase A2-like. NCBI's taxonomy places the organism in Eukaryota, Viridiplantae, Streptophyta, Magnoliopsida, Poales, Poaceae. The record is from RefSeq and is a predicted model, not a curated record. Gene Ontology annotation, biological process: hydrogen peroxide catabolic process; response to oxidative stress. The transcript is spliced from 3 exons. The coding region runs from base 1 to 1032 and encodes 343 amino acids. Gene Ontology annotation, molecular function: peroxidase activity; heme binding.